Molecule: messenger RNA, 1221 nt
Organism: Siniperca chuatsi (mandarin fish)
Lineage: Eukaryota; Metazoa; Chordata; Actinopteri; Centrarchiformes; Sinipercidae
Exons: 6
Coding region: 133-756 (207 amino acids)
Molecular function (GO): zinc ion binding
Source: RefSeq, a predicted model, not a curated record
GGUAGUUGUAAAUGUAACCUGAUGAUUUGAAUAUUUCCUGGUUGAAGUGAACAGUAUAUGCCUUUGUUGAUGUAGUUUGAAUGCUACCUGUACAGGACACACUGGGAGCAGCUGAGGGAAUUAGUAUCCAUCAUGACUUCUUCAGACAGUGAGCUGAAGAAGAUAUCUACAGAGUUGAAACAUCUUUCUCUCAAGAGACAACAACUUUUGGAAAGGAAAAAAAUCCAGUGCAUAUUUCAGGAGUUGAGGAAUCGUGCUGAAUUUGGACAAACAGAGGAGGCAGUCUUAAAUCAGCAUGAGAUUGACAGCAUUGAUGAUAAACUGAAACAGCUGACAGAAAGGAAGGCUGAACUCCAAAAAAGCCACGAUAACAUCCUCAAUGCCAAAGAUAAAAAGCGUGAGAAAGAGGUUAGUUUCACCUCCAGUCAGAAGAUUGUGCCUGGUGUUCCUGUUCCUGGUUCGAAUAUUUUCUACGUUGAGGCUCCACCUACUAUCCCUGCCCCUAAAGUGAUUCUGGACCUGGAAAACCUUCCACCAUGUCCAUGCAGGACACAGUGUCCAGAGUGUCGGCAGUUCAUCAUGACAGAGACUUUUACCUCUGUCAGCAGUCUGACCUGGCUGGUGUGUUUCAUGACAGCUAUGAUUGGCUGCGUCGCUGGUUGUUGCCUCAUUCCCUUCUGCAUCGAUAGGUUUAAAUCUACCACACACAGAUGUCCUAAGUGUCGAACAUCAAUCCAAACUAUUAAAAAGCUCUGAGAGAAAAGCAGCUGGUGAGAACUUGAAGCUCAGACUGAAAGAGUAUCAGACAGCGACAUAAUGGUGAAGUAAUAUUUCAGCAGCAUGGCUCCGUUUCAGAGUUUAUCUGUUAGCAUUCACUAUCAUCAUAAUCAUUCUCCAUUGUGCAGGAUCCACUGAAUAUCAGUGGUUGAGGGAUAAUGUUUGUCAACUCAAACAUUUCGAUACAAUCACUGUGGUUUUACUAUAUUAGUCGAAUAAUAGAGCACAUGUUCCUUCUUAGUCUGCCUCUAUGUAAAUGUGUAUAUAUUAGAUUUUUAGGAUAUAUUUGUAUAUUCAAAUUGAUCUUUAACUGAAUUAGAAAAAAUCUGAUCAAUAUGAUUGUAAAUAUACUGUAAUAUUUAUAUCUGUGAAAUUAUUGAAAUCAUGCCAUUUGUUAAACAAAACUACAAAAUUAAAGCCUUUCCUUGUAUAGUUUUUCAAUGA